Messenger RNA from Spinacia oleracea (spinach), 5538 nucleotides. RefSeq names its product xyloglucan endotransglucosylase protein 7-like. The transcript has a single exon. Gene Ontology annotation, molecular function: xyloglucan:xyloglucosyl transferase activity; hydrolase activity, hydrolyzing O-glycosyl compounds. Lineage: Eukaryota; Viridiplantae; Streptophyta; Magnoliopsida; Caryophyllales; Amaranthaceae. The record is from RefSeq and is a predicted model, not a curated record. Gene Ontology annotation, biological process: cell wall biogenesis; xyloglucan metabolic process. The coding region runs from base 4211 to 5410 and encodes 399 amino acids. Gene Ontology annotation, cellular component: apoplast; cell wall.
CUAGGCUGCAUUUCCUUUCAUUUAUAUGAUUUUUUUUGGGUUUGGCUAUUAGCGGGAACCGUUUUGUUACAUUAUAGCUGUGUAAAAAGAAUUGUUACCAAUACUCUUCAGUGAUCACAACUGAUCUUCUAUCUCAUCAAAUGUUGUUUAAGCCAACUUUCUGUUGGAUUGUUUCUUUAUGAUUUCUCCAUCCUGCUUUCCCUCGAUAUUUGUGCACUUCCAUUUUCUCAGGAUCCAUUCUUCUCAACUCAACUCUUAAUGGCAUCUGUAGUUCAUGGAAUCAGGAACAGUUGCAUUCUUGCAUAUGUUGGUAUAAAAUGAAUAAAAUACAGACAGGCUCUCUAGGAAAUUCACGAGUUUGCAAGCAACUGUUACUCUGAUUAAACUAGUUUAAAAGUGACAAAAGAUCAAAUGAAGAAAAAUGAGCUAAGCCAAUGCUAAAUAUAAGGUCUAGGAAAUGCUACUAUAUGUCUCUAGCUCUGUUUAGACCUUUCCAAGCCACAUUAGACUCAAAAACAGUGUCUCUGUCUGACUAGCAAAUGUAGCAGAACAUACUGAUUUUGUAAAUGCUUUGUGCUAGUAUGAUCUAUAACAACUUGAUAGAAAUUAUACAAAUUCAUUAAUGAUUAUAAUCAAACAUCCAUCUUAAUCAAUUCUCUUUUUAGCCAACCUGUCCCAUUCAUUUCACCCUUCCUAAUCUUUUUCCUCCACUAUAUCUCUCCCUGUGAUCCCUUUUUCAUCUACUUAGGUAUUGUCACUUCACAUCUGAACAAACUUGGCACUCAUCUCCUUGGGUCUGUUGGGGCAAGGUCACUACAGGAACUCCGAGGCACAAUGCUUCUAGAACAGAGCUAAAUCCUGCAGACUGCAGUAGGGUCAAGCAGCAGCACCUUACCUCAAGGUCCAGAACCUCUAUCUAGGUGAAGAAAUCUACCACCAGGCAUGGUCUAGUUACCUAGGAACCCUGUGAAUAUUUGUGUCCUUCGAAUGGUCUCACUGUUGAAUCUCUAACAAAACAAUUCAAUGUUAGGCUCCGUUUGGUAGGGUGUAAAACGUUUUCAUGGAAAACGAUUUUACCUUUUCAACCGUUUUAUGUUAUUUGGUUUGGCAAGGGAUGGAAAACAAUUUUCCACAUAUCCCUCAAAGGUUGAAAAACAUUUUCCAUUUGAAAGGGAGGAAAACCACUUUUCCUCCCUUACCUCUCUCUCCUUUCUUCCCCUCAAUCUUCACCAUCUUUUUUUAACGAACCAAACAAAGGAAAACUAGUUUGGAAUUGUGUUUUCCCUUGGAAAAUGUUUUCCAUGGAAAAUCAUUUUGCACUGAAAAUGUUUUAUGCCAAACCAAACGGAGCCUCAAUGUUGUCACCGAUUCUUCAAAAUGCUCUUUGUACAAUUAAAUGAGGGUCCAUGAGCCAACGGCUUGGAUGUUAUCCACAUGGAUCUAAAUCAAUCAAGCUUGGACACACCCACAUUAUGACUUGUCAUAGUUGGAUUAGUUGGUCUUGAUUAACUGGGAUGUUGUCAUGUCUGCACCUUGUAUGAUAAUGUAGGCUAGGCUGUAGGACAUAAGGUAGGCUUGAUGGUUUGGAGGCCAAGCAUUAGCCUGGAAAAGAAGCACUAGGUCGCGGGCAUUGUGCUUUUCCCUUCUUUUCCUGCUGUUUCUCCAAAUCCACUAUAGUUAGAAUGACCAUGACCAUAUUUGUGAUAGCAUGAUAGAUGAUAUACUGAGAUGUUGAAGUGUAGACUUAGAGCAUGUUUGGUAUAUAGUUUUUAUGUGAUGGAAAUGAAAUCAAUUAACUAUUUCCAUUAUUUAAUGUUUGGUAUGAGAGGAGUGAUAACACAAUCCAUUUCCUAUGGGUAACCAUUACCAUUUACCACCAUUUGUUACCCCUCUUUACCCAAUGGUAACAACAUUUUUACCCUCCUUAAUCCCCAAUUUGUUACAAGUAAUUUCUUUCCUAAGGUAUACCAAACAAUAUUGGUAAUAGACUAAUAGCUAACACCACCCUUUCCCCUCCUUAUUUAUUUCCUUCCUAUUCCAUUUCAUUUCCUAUGUUUAUACCAAACAUGCCCUUACUGUAAAUCAAGUAGCUGGGAGGCCCGGCUUACCACCGGUCCACCGGGCCUGCCUAGGAGAUUUGUCAAUGAACCCCUUUGGAAGUUUAGGCUGCUCUUUCCCUUGACAGGACCCGGAAAAAAAAGAGCUGUUUAGAUUCUCUUACAACCCACGAGAAAUUUCAAUGGCUAUUUUCUAAACCUUCUGGUAAUUCUUCCGACUGUUCUUCGGAUAACUUCGCCAGUGGGCCGUGCUUCCACCGAAGGACAUGUUGAUGAUGGAAUUUCUUGCUCUAGCUAAUUCUUUCAUGAGGUGUGUUUGGUUUGAACUUUGAAGUGCUGCAGGUUGUAGUCUCUGUCAACUUCUAGUCUUCAGUAUGAUGGAACUAUGGAACUGUCAGGUCCUACUGUUUCUUAUCUUCCACAUUUUUGGCCACCCAAUAAUCAACCAUCCAAAGAAAUGGGCAUAGAGAAUUAUGAUUUAAUUGGCAAUCAAUUCCCUGUUAUUGAGGUUCCAGGACAAACAGGUAGCUGUCAAGUAUUAACAAACCUUCUUUGAUUUGUAGAAUGUCACGUUUAUUGACCAAUUAUAUGCUCUCGCAACAGGUGUGCCAAAAUCAAUGUUUUGUGUGAGUGUGACGAAAUAGCUUCUUGAUAAGAAUCCAUCUGAAAUGAGCCCCUUCUUCACUUAGCCUCUUAAUAAGAUGAGUCAGGAAUGUAGGACCGUUGGUUCGAAGCUAUUCAAGUAGGCCCACGGUAGGAACCCACCAUAUGUGAUAGAUCGGGCUUAUCUGGGAAAUUGAUUUUGGUAUACUGCAGUACUUCAUAUUGAUUUUGGCUCACCUCUAUACAAGUAGAACACGUAACUUUUGGUGUGCCAAAAUCAUUUUUCCUUAUUCUAUCGAGCGAUUCUAAGUAACUAGACCAUAUUAAAAAAAAAAAAAAAAAACCAACAUAGAAUUGGCUCAAGUGGUAAGCAGCUUGAUGUCGCUUAAGGGAGGUCUCGGGUUCGAGUCUCGCCCUAUGCAGAAACUCUUGUCGGGAGAUUCACCCACCAUAAGCAAGGUGUGCGACCCGGGUUGGAUCCGGAUGUAGUUGGAGCUAAGCUCCGGUGAACCGGAUGUGCUAUGCGUAGUAAAAAAAAAGAAAAAAAAAGAAAGAGGGGAGACCGUGUCAUCACAUGCAACUUCCCAUCAUCUGAUUAUAAAAUCAUCGUUACUAAUGUAUUUUUAACAACACAUUACUUGUCUCAGAUGUCUGUUGAAGUUUUGAUUUUGUCCAUUUACAUUAUUAAGCUAGUCAAACUAAUUUAAUUUCAACCAACUACAGAUUUAGCUUCAAAAUAUUCUUUAAUCAUCAUUUAACAUUCAUAUUUUUUUUUUUUUUUGGAGAGAUUCAUUUUCACAUAAUUGACCCAUGCUUCCUGUAAAAGAGUAUUAUUAACUCAUAGAAGUCGUAUAAAUCAAUACGGUCCAAACCUCCAAUAAUACAUACCGAUACGGGAAAACGGUAAUGCCAUAUUUUUUUUGCUUGUGUGAAUAAGCCACGAGGGCAAUAGAAAUCAAAUAUUGCAAAAGUCGGGUUUCGAACCCGUGAUCUAACCCUAACUUACACAAGUUUUCAGUCUUAACCACUAAACCAAUAUAUUAUUAGUAGCAACACCAUAUAAAUUGUAUAAUUAAGACAAUUAAGUACCACCAACCCUUUUAAUUUUUUUUUUCUUUGGCAACAAACCGCCAACUAGUUGACUGCAUGUUUUCAUGUUCAUACAGUAGACGCUCACACGUCUGAGAGAUGCUGAUGCUUCUCUGUAUUCCUCAGAAGUUCAAUGUCACCAAUCUUUUUUCUUUUUUUUUUCUUUUUUUUAAAAUAUUUCUUUUUCUGUCUCAUUCUCAAACUAUAAAUAGAAAGACCACGAAUUUCAUGGGGAAAAUUAUUCUCUCACCACAAGCACAUUCCGCCUCAUUUGGCCUAGCUUUAAACUAAUCACCCCUCCUCUUUUCCAACCCUUUCUUCUUUUUUCCCCUUCUUGAUCAAACCUCCGUUUUCGCGUCUUUCUAAAUUCUUCCAUUGUUAAGCUAAUCUUGUUAGUCUCACAUUAACAACAAGAUAACACAAUUAGAAGUUUUAUUGUCAAGUUAAUUACUUAGUUUCAAAUGCAUAUGCAUAGGUCUUCAUCUUCUUCGUCGUCGUGUCUUCCAUCAUUAUGUUCUCUCCAUACCUUCAUCGGUUUAGCCGUGAUCUUAUGUGUAUAUUUCACAUUACAAACCUCAAUCUCACUCCAAGACAAAUCCCUCCCAUCUGAACAAAUCAAAACUGUCCUCCCUUCUUCUCUCGAGUUUCUUCAACCUCAAAGACUCCAAUCCAAAAACAUCCGAUUAGUUGAUCAACAACCUUUCCGUCCCUACGAAAUCCCAUCAACAGAUCAACCACCUCCUUACCCCAAACCAGAAACACCAACACCAAAAACAACAACAACAACAAAAACAACAACAACAACAACAACAACAACAACAGAAACAGAGGUCUUAGGGGGGUUAGCUGAAGACUUUGUGAUUACAUGGGGUGAUCAUAGAGGAAAAUUCCACGAAAACGGUUCCCUUCUCACACUUUCCCUAGACAAACACUCGGGUUCAGGAUUCGAAUCCAAAAACAAGUACCUCUUUGCAAGAAUCGAUAUGAAGAUCAAGCUAAUCCCUAACAACUCUGCUGGCACCGUCACAACUUUCUACAUGUCAUCUAACGGUACAACCCACGACGAGAUAGAUUUCGAGUUCUUAGGCAACACAACAGGCCAACCCUACACUCUACACACAAACAUUUACUGCCAAGGAAAAGGAAACCGCGAACAACAGUUCUACCUCUGGUUCGACCCAACAACUGAUUUCCAUAGCUACUCGAUUCUGUGGACCCCAUCAAGGAUCGUCUUCUUCGUAGACGAUACACCAAUUAGAGAGUUCAAGAACAUGGAAUCAUUUGGUGUUCCUUUCCCUAAUAAGCAACCAAUGAGGAUAAUCUCGAGUUUGUGGAAUGCUGAUGAUUGGGCAACACAAGGUGGGAAAGUUCAUACUGAUUGGUCUAAAGCUCCGUUUGUUGCUUCGUUUAGGGAUUUUAGUGCGAGUUCUUGUGUUUGGGCUUUUGGGUCUUCUUCCUGUGAUGGGUCGGAUCCUGAAUUGAUGGGUUCUGAGAAUGGUUGGUUGAGGGAGGAGUUGGAUUCAAAGAGUUUGGAGAAGAUGAAAUGGGUGCAGAAAAAUCAUAUGACUUAUAAUUAUUGUAAUGAUAAGUUGAGGUUUCAUGAAGGGCUUCCUAAAGAAUGUACUAUUAGAAGGUCUAAGAGAGGAAGACAACGUCAAUGAUAUUGUAUUUCUUUUUUGUAUUUCCCUUUUUUUUUUCUUUUUUUUUUUGGUUGCUCAUGAAAAGAAUUCUUCUUGAGUUGUAAGAGUAAGCUAGUUUAUAUAUCACACGGAUUUAAUUACAAUGUUCA